Molecule: messenger RNA, 1677 nt
Organism: Parastagonospora nodorum SN15
Lineage: Eukaryota; Fungi; Ascomycota; Dothideomycetes; Pleosporales; Phaeosphaeriaceae
Exons: 5
Coding region: 1-1677 (558 amino acids)
Biological process (GO): glycerol catabolic process
Cellular component (GO): cytosol
Molecular function (GO): glycerone kinase activity; ATP binding
Source: RefSeq, a predicted model, not a curated record
AUGUCAUGUAUACACCUCGUCAACACCGCGCUCCUGAGCAUCCCGCAGACCAACCCCUCAGUUCAAUGCGACAUCGCCAACAAGAUCAUAUAUCGCAAAAACGGCGCGUCGCAAGUCUCCAUCGUCUCGGGCGGCGGCUCAGGCCAUGAACCCAGUUUCGCGUCGUUCGUAGGCGCCGGUCUUCUUUCCGGCGCUGUUGCAGGCACAAUAUUUGCGUCGCCGAGUGCCGAGCAAGUGCGGCGAUGUAUAUUGCACCGCGUGCAGAAAGACAAGGGCGUCUUGGUCGUGGUUAUGAACUAUACGGGUGAUGUUCUGAAUUUUGGUAUGGCGGUUGAAAAGGCGCGAGCUGCGGGGAUCGAGGUGGAUAUGGUUGUUGUUGGGGACGAUGCUGGUGUCGGGAGAGCGAAAGGAGGAAAGGUGGGAAGGAGAGGUAUUGCGGGGACGGUUUUGGUGCAUAAGAUUGCUGGAGCGCUGGCUGCAAAAGGGGCAAACCUUAAGGAAGUAACGCGCAUUGCACAACUCGUUGCGGACAACACCGUCUCAAUCGGAUCUUCGCUUUCGCACGUGCACGUCCCCGGACGUCGGGAGCCCGAAGAUGAUGAACUGAAAGAGGGUGAGGUCGAGAUCGGAAUGGGUAUCCACAACGAAGCAGGUUCUGAGCGUAAGAAGACAGACCUACCUGGACUCGUUAAAACGAUGUUGUCGCACUCCCUCAACACCGCAGAUCAGGAUCGCAGCUUUUCCAAGAUCACCGAAAAAGAUGAAGUGAUACUGCUCGUGAACAACCUCGGUGGAGUCAGUCCUCUCGAACUGGGUGGUAUCACCAACGAGGUCGUGGAGCAGCUGGCAAGCGAGUUCAAGAUCAAGCCUGUCAGAAUACUGGCUGGUACAUUCAUGACAAGCUUGAACGGUCUAGGUUUCAGCAUCAGUCUCCUAAGAGUAGCGGACACUGGAUCUGCAGGAGCUUCGAUGUUGGAACUGCUGGAUGCGCCGACAGAAGCGUGUGGUUGGUCUGCAGCCAUCAGCACGAGCACGUGGGCGAAACGAGGAGAGGUGAAGCAACAAGAAGAUCAGAUGGCUGCAGACGAGGUUCAGCCAAGUAACCUUAGAGUAGAGCCUGACGUCACGAGGUACGAUACGAUCGUCGGGGAUGGCGAUUGCGGCAUAGGACUGAAGCGCGGCGCGGAAUCAAUUCUGAAGAUGCUUGAGACGGCAAAGGAGACGGAUGAUCUUCUGAUUCUGGUGAACAACAUCAUUCAGGUCGUCGAAGUUUCCAUGGAUGGUACAUCUGGUGCCAUUUAUGCUAUUUUUCUGAACGCACUGGCCCAUGGUUUGCGACAAAAUGCGCCUAGUUCGCCCCAACCGGUCACGCCUCAAAUUUGGGCGAAAGCCCUUGAGUCAUCGCUGCAGUCGCUGGGAAAGUACACGCCAGCUCAACCCGGAGAUCGGACCUUGAUAGACGCGCUGUACCCAUUCGUUCAGACGCUGUCCAAAACAGGCAGUAUCGAUGAGGCAGCGAAAGCGGCACAACAGGGAUCGAAGGGUACCAAAGGAAUGAAAGCCAGUCUCGGAAGAACUGUCUACGUUGGUGGUGUAGGUUUCCAAGAGGUGCCAGAUCCCGGUGCACAUGGGCUCGCAGAACUGUUGCUGGGUUUGAGCGAAGGUCUGAAGAAGUGA